Mastomys coucha (southern multimammate mouse) is the source of this 1683-nucleotide messenger RNA. Its product is annotated as endogenous retrovirus group K member 7 Gag polyprotein-like. The record is from RefSeq and is a predicted model, not a curated record. Gene Ontology annotation, molecular function: zinc ion binding; nucleic acid binding; structural molecule activity. The transcript is spliced from 2 exons. Bases 1 to 1683 code for a protein of 560 amino acids. Gene Ontology annotation, biological process: viral process. NCBI's taxonomy places the organism in Eukaryota, Metazoa, Chordata, Mammalia, Rodentia, Muridae.
AUGGGAUCGUCUCAGUCACAUCCAAUUUUUUUGGCUCUUCAGGAGCUGCUUUUAGCUAAGAAUUUGAAAAUUAAAAAGUCAACCUUAGAGAGAUUUUUGAGUGAAUGUGACACCGUGGCUCCAUGGUUUGCGGUGUCCAGAAACCUUAUGGUGUCCUGCUGGGAUAAACUCGGCAGGGACCUAGAUUUUGCCUGGGAACAGGGUACCUUGAAGCAUGGAGUAAGACCGGUCUGGAAAUUGGUAAGAAGUUGUUUAGAAGAUCAGCGAUGCUGUAAAGCAAUAAAAGAGGGAGAGUCAGCCCUAGAAUUGCUGCAGGAGGAAAGAUCUGAGAAGGCAGAAAGUGAUAAGGAAGGAAAAAAGAAGGCCCCUCUUUAUCCUGACCUAAAAAUUUUUGAAGAUUCAGAGGACACAGACUCUGAAGGGGAGCUACAUGCUCUGAUAGAACAAUUGGAGAGAACUGCUGUGAGGAAAAGGGGGAAGAAAAGGGAAAAGGACAAAGCCCCGUUGGCAGCCGUCGGUAUAAGAGAAACCGCUGCUGUGCCACCAUCUUGUUCAACUCCCCCUCCAUACCCGGAAGCCAUUCAGAUGGCUCCCUCGGCUCAGCCUGUUCAGCCAUCGAAUGGGACAGGUAUGAGGAACCGCUUGACUUUAAUCAAAUCCCUUGCGGAGUCGGUUCGUACCUAUGGCAUCACCGCCUCCUUCGCAUUGGCUCAAGUAGAAACAUUAGGCAGACAUUGCAUGACGCCAAGUGACUGGAGUGGUUUGGCUCGUGCUUGUUUAAGUCCAGGACAAUAUCCUGAUUGGAGAGCUUUCUUGAUUGAGUAUGCCGCCGAGCAAGCAGCCACUAAUCUGAGAAAUGGAAUUCCAGCCUGGGACAAAGACAUGCUGCUUGGUCAGGGGAGAUUUGCCAAUCAGCAGUUAGGAUACCCCAAUCAGGUUUAUGACCAAAUAAAUCAGAUAGCUAUCAAGGCAUGGAAAUCCCUUCCUAACAAAGGGGAAGUGAGUGGGAACUUAACCAAGAUUCUACAGGGCCCCAUGGAACCAUUUUCAGACUUUGUGGCACGAUUGGUGGAAGCGGCAGGGAAAAUUUUUGGCAACCCGGAUGCUGCUAUGCCACUGAUAAAGCAGUUGGCCUAUGAGCAGUGCACCAAAGAGUGUAGAGCCGCUAUCACCCCUUAUAAGAACAAAGGUAUAGAAGCCUGGAUGAAAAUGUGUAGAGAACUUGGGGGACCAUUAACCAAUGCUGACCUUGCUGCCGCGGUAGUACAGUUGACUAGAAAAGGAGGAGGAAGUCCAGGAGCUUGUUUCAAGUGCAGAAGAAUGGGACACCUUAAAAGGCAGUGCCCUGAAAGAGGAAGUACAGAAAGUUCAGGAAGUGGACAAUGCCCCAGGCAGCCAGGGUUAUGCCCAAGAUGUAAAAAAGGAAGCCAUUGGGCUAACGAAUGCCGCUUUGUAAAAGACAUCAAUGGCCAGCCCUUGACUCAAGGCUAUGGUGGUACUCAUCCAAAAAAUGGACAGCGGGGCCCACGACCCCAGGGCCUGCAAAUAUAUGGGGCAGUAGAGAGUCAGGACAAAGAACAGAGUCAGGAGAGAUGGCCAACAUUUCGCCAUCUGAAAGACCACGGAGAGCCACUGUGGGCUCAGCAGGAUUUGACCUCUGCUCCACCACCAGACUCGUAUUAA